UCGAGCACGUCAGCAUGCUGGUCAUCCUCCUGAACUGCGUCACCCUGGGCAUGUUCCAGCCCUGUGAGGACGUGGAAUGCCAGUCGGAGCGGUGCACCAUCCUGGAGGCAUUUGACGACUUCAUUUUCGCUUUCUUUGCGGUGGAGAUGGUCAUCAAGAUGGUGGCUCUGGGGAUCUUUGGGCAGAAGUGUUACCUUGGAGAUACGUGGAAUCGCCUGGACUUCUUCAUCGUGAUGGCGGGCAUGAUGGAGUAUUCUCUGGACGGACACAACGUGAGCUUGUCUGCGAUCCGCACCGUCCGGGUACUUCGGCCGCUACGAGCCAUUAACAGGGUCCCAAGUAUGCGAAUACUCGUCACCCUGCUGUUAGAUACUCUGCCUAUGUUAGGCAACGUCCUCCUCUUGUGCUUCUUUGUCUUCUUCAUCUUUGGGAUUGUCGGUGUGCAGCUCUGGGCAGGGCUGCUGAGAAACAGGUGUUUCCUAGACAAGAAUUUUGCAAUGACAUACAACCUUACUUUCCUGCAUCCGUACUACCGGACAGACGAAGCAGAGGAGAAUCCAUUCAUCUGCUCAUCGCAUCGUGAAAACGGCAUGCAGAAAUGCUCCAACAUCCCAAACAGGAAGGAGUACAAGGUGGAGUGCACCUUGAGCAUGGACUCCUACACCCCAAGUUUAUACAACCCUGACUUCAGCAGCAGGAACGCCUGCAUAAACUGGAACCAGUAUUACAACGUAUGCAUGGCAGGGGACGUAAACCCACACAAUGGAGCUAUCAAUUUUGAUAAUAUCGGAUAUGCCUGGAUAGCUAUUUUUCAGGUUAUAACCCUGGAAGGAUGGGUUGACAUCAUGUAUUAUGUGAUGGAUGCACAUUCUUUUUACAAUUUUAUAUAUUUUAUAUUGCUUAUAAUAGUUGGUUCCUUCUUCAUGAUUAACUUGUGCCUGGUUGUGAUAGCAACACAGUUUUCUGAAACAAAGCAGCGGGAGAACCAGCUGAUGCAGGAGCAGCGGGCCCGUUAUCUCUCCAACGACAGCACAAUUGCCAGCUUCUCGGAGCCAGGUAGCUGCUACGAGGAGCUGCUCAAGUACAUCUGCCACAUCUUCAGGAAGGUGAAACGGCGGACAAUACGUCUGUACAAUAACUGGCAGAGUAAGCGCCGGAAAAAAGUUAACCCAAACAGCACCACAAAUGGGCAAAGCCACCGAGGCAAAAAGCGCAUCACCUCCAUACACCACCUCAUCCACCAUCACCAUCACCACCACCAUCACCACUAUCACAUCAGCAAUGGGAGCCCUCGGGGGCCACGGUCCAACCCUGAGAUCUGCGACCUGGAACUCAAGGUCAUGAAACCUGGAGGUCAAUUGAUGCUUCCUUCUCCAUCGCCCAACUUGCAGAGCCCUGCUCCUCCUCCAGAUUCGGAGUCUGUGCACAGCAUUUACCAUGCAGACUGUCAUGUUGAAGGACCACAAGUGAACUGUAAGUCUUCCAAUGCCCCUGCAAGCAUUAAGCUGACUGCCGGACUCUCCAACCAUGGCAACAUGAAUUAUCCUACCAUCCUGCCUUCUCCAACUAGCAAAGCCAGUUCUAUUCCGGUUCCCAAAGGAAAGAAGAAUGGCAAUUCACCUGUGGCCGUGGCUAAUAGCCCUGUAAAUCUGGGCGCGGAUUCUUAUGGGAAGCUGCAGCAACUGGUAGGAGAGCAUGGUCUGCGGCGGACGCCCAGCCGGCUGUCGGGGCUGAGCGCAGCCUGCCCGCUGCCCAGCCCGCCGGGCGGCACCCUGACCUGCGAGCUGCAGGACUGUCCCUUCUGUGCCAGCCUCCUGGAGGACCCCGAGUUUGCCUUCAGCGAGUCCGACAGCUGCGACUCCGACAGCAAUGGCGUCUACGAGUUCACCCAGGACCUGCAGCACGGCGACCACAGAGACCAGCUCCAGCAGCAGCGGGGCAGGAGGAGGAAGAAGAAGAAGAAACCCAAGGAGAGGAACAAGGUCACCCGCCUGUGGAAGGCUUUCGGCAGCAAGCUGAAGAGGAUCGUGGAGAGCAAGUAUUUCAACCGGGGGAUUAUGAUAGCCAUUCUCAUCAACACGCUGAGCAUGGGCAUCGAGUACCACGAGCAGCCAGAUGAGUUGACCAACGCCUUGGAGAUCAGUAAUAUCGUCUUCACAAGCAUGUUUGCCCUGGAGAUGCUCCUGAAACUCCUUGCCUUUGGCCUCUUCGGCUACAUCAAGAACCCGUACAACAUCUUUGAUGGGAUCAUAGUUGUCAUCAGUGUCUGGGAGAUCAUCGGCCAGUCGGACGGCGGCCUCUCUGUGCUACGAACUUUUCGGCUGCUCCGGGUGCUGAAACUGGUGCGUUUCAUGCCCGCCCUCCGUCGCCAGCUGGUGGUCCUGAUGAAGACAAUGGACAACGUAGCCACCUUCUGCAUGUUGCUCAUGCUUUUCAUCUUUAUCUUCAGCAUUCUCGGCAUGCAUCUUUUUGGAUGCAAGUUCAGCCUGAAAACCGAUACGGGAGACACAGUUCCAGAUAGAAAGAAUUUUGAUUCCUUACUUUGGGCCAUUGUGACCGUAUUUCAGAUACUGACUCAAGAAGACUGGAAUGUGGUCCUGUACAAUGGGAUGGCAUCUACAUCCUCAUGGGCAGCACUCUACUUUGUGGCCCUGAUGACCUUCGGCAAUUAUGUGCUCUUCAAUCUUCUUGUUGCCAUUCUGGUAGAAGGCUUCCAGGCUGAGGGUGAUGCCAAUAGGUCAGACACAGAUGAGGACAAAACAUCUGCCAACUUCGAUGAUGAUUUUGAGAAGCUUAAAGACCUCCGAGCAACAGAGAUGAAGAUGUACUCACUUGCCGUCACCCCAAAUGGACACCUGGAGGGCAGGGGAAGCAUGCCACCUCCUAUAAUCAUGCGCACUGCUGCCACACCAAUGCCCACUCCAAAGUGUUCCCCGCACAUGGAUUCAGUGCACACUUUUGUGGACUCAAGGAGAGGGAGUAACGCUUCGCUAGACCCCUUGAGCUACGAUCAGAAGUCCUUGUCCAGCCUCCGCAGCUCCCCUUGUGCCAACUGGGGCACCAGCAGCAACUGGGGAAGCCGACGCUCAAGCUGGAAUAGCUUGGGCAGAGCCCCGAGCCUCAAGAAGAAAAACCAGUCAGGAGAAAGAGAGUCCUUGCUCUCCGGGGAGGGGAAAGGCAGCACAGACGAUGACUCUGACGACGCCAAGUCCAGCACGGUCAGCCGGCCCUCGUUGCACCGCCGGGCAGAGUCCCUGGACUGCCGCAGCUCCCUGGACCUGCCUGAGCUGCUCCAGUUGCCCACCAUGCGCCACUCGCUCAGUGUCAGCCCCAUGGCAGUUCUGCCUGCUGAAUACCAAGACUGCAACGGCAAGAUGGUUCACGUCCCCAGCGAGUUCUUCUUGCGUGUCGACGGCCACAAAGAGGAUGCCAUGGACUAUGAGGAUGACAUGGAGGAUAGUUACUGCUACCGAAUUCGUAAAGUCCUGGAGCCCUACAAACCACAGUGGUGCAAGAGUCAUGAAGACUGGUCCCUCUACUUGUUUUCCCCACAGAAUCGGUUCCGAAUGAUGUGCCAGAAGGUCAUUGCCCACAAAAUGUUUGAUCAUGUGGUGCUGGUCUUCAUAUUUCUCAACUGCAUCACUAUAGCACUGGAGCGACCAGACAUAGACCCACACAGCACAGAAAGGAUAUUCCUAAGUGUUUCUAAUUACAUCUUCACUGCAAUCUUCGUGGCUGAAAUGAUGGUUAAGGUGGUAGCUCUUGGCUUUUUCUCUGGGGAGAACACCUAUCUGCAGAGCAGCUGGAAUGUCCUGGAUGGAGUCCUGGUCUUUGUAUCUAUCAUUGACAUUAUUGUCUCCAUGGCAUCGGCAGGCGGAGCUAAGAUCCUGGGUGUCCUUCGCGUUUUGAGGCUUCUGCGGACCUUGAGACCUCUCCGAGUCAUCAGCAGAGCCCCAGGUCUGAAGCUGGUGGUAGAAACCUUGAUCUCCUCCUUGAGGCCUAUUGGGAAUAUUGUUCUCAUCUGCUGUGCUUUCUUCAUUAUCUUUGGGAUUUUAGGGGUCCAGCUUUUUAAAGGCAAGUUCUACUACUGUGAUGGUCCUGAUGUAAAAAACAUCACUACGAAGACUGACUGCACUAACGCACGCUACAAAUGGGUUCGCCGGAAGUACAAUUUUGACAAUUUGGGACAGGCCCUCAUGUCCUUGUUUGUCCUCUCCUCCAAAGAUGGCUGGGUGAACAUCAUGUAUGAUGGUUUGGAUGCCGUGGGUAUUGACCAACAGCCCAUCCAGAACCAUAACCCUUGGAUGCUUCUCUACUUCAUCUCCUUCCUGCUCAUCGUCAGCUUCUUUGUGCUCAACAUGUUUGUGGGAGUGGUGGUGGAGAACUUUCACAAGUGCCGACAACACCAGGAGGCGGAGGAGGCCCGGCGUCGGGAGGAGAAGCGGCUGAGACGCUUGGAGAAAAAGCGCAGGAAAGCCCAACGUAGGCCUUACUAUGCUGACUAUUCACCAGCACGGAAGUACAUUCACACCCUCUGCACCAGCCACUAUCUCGACCUCUUCAUCACAUUCAUCAUUGGGGUCAAUGUCAUCACUAUGUCGAUGGAGCACUACAACCAGCCAAAGUCCCUGGAUGAAGCUCUGAAGUACUGCAACUAUGUGUUCACCAUAGUUUUUGUGUUCGAGGCAGUUCUGAAGUUGGUGGCAUUUGGUUUUCGAAGGUUCUUUAAGGACAGGUGGAAUCAGCUGGAUUUGGCCAUAGUUCUCUUAUCAAUUGUGGGAAUCACGCUGGAGGAAAUUGAGAUGAACGCUGCGCUGCCCAUCAACCCCACAAUAAUACGCAUCAUGCGGGUGCUGAGAAUAGCAAGAGUGCUGAAACUGCUUAAAAUGGCCACCGGGAUGCGAGCUCUCCUGGACACAGUGGUACAAGCACUUCCCCAGGUAGGGAACCUUGGCCUACUUUUUAUGCUCCUGUUUUUUAUCUAUGCUGCCCUGGGAGUGGAAUUGUUUGGCAAGCUAGACUGCAGUGAAGAAAAUCCUUGUGAAGGUCUGAGCCGGCACGCAACUUUCACCAACUUCGGCAUGGCCUUUCUCACCCUCUUCAGGGUGUCAACAGGAGACAACUGGAAUGGUAUCAUGAAGGACACUCUCCGGGAAUGCACUCGGGAAGACAAGCACUGCCUCAGUUACCUGCCUGUUAUCUCUCCUGUCUACUUCGUCACCUUUGUCCUCAUCGCACAGUUCGUCCUAGUCAAUGUAGUGGUGGCAGUGCUGAUGAAGCAUCUGGAGGAGAGCAACAAGGAGGCCAAGGAGGAUGCUGAGAUGGAUGCUGAGAUCGAGUUGGAGAUGUCCAGAGGAGCAACCACCUCGGCCACCAGCGGGAGCAGGGGAGGCGCGGUGGCCCCGGAGAGCAGAGCACCCUACAGAAGUCAGGAGACCAUGAAGUCCGAGUCAGCGGUGCAGGUGAAACACCAAGCCCUGGAGGCGCUGAGCUGUGAGAGUGUGUCUUUAGCCAUCCCAGACUCAGACACGCUGGAGGGGGCAGAGGCUCCCAUGAUGGAAAUCCCGUCCUUCUGCUCUGUAUCCCACCAUGUCCUGACACCUUCCCACAAAACCCCAGGCCACGAGGCUGAGGGCGGCACAGCCUCUCUGAGGCCACAGGACUCUCAAAACCUGCUGACGGUCCGCAAGAUCUCCGUUUCCCGUAUGCACUCCUUGCCCAACGACAGCUACAUGUUCCGGCCAGUGAUGCCAGCGAAAGCCCCUUUCCCCCUCCACGAGGUGGAGAUGGAAACGUAUCCCUGCAAAUCCCAAAGAGGGUCCAUCACUUCCAUCCGCUCCCAGCCCGUGGGAACGUGUUCCUCUCUGAGAGUCCCAACGGAGUCCCUCCAGCUGGCAGUCCGUUCUCCCAACCAUGAAGGCCGCCACCGCUGGAAGAUCCUUCCCCCUCAUGUCACACCUCGAUCUCCUACUCUCAACAAGCUGCUGUGCAGACAGGAGGCCAUUCAAACAGAGUCUGUGGACGGUCAGACUCCGGACCGCAAGGACAGCCUGCAAGCAGAGCCUGGAGAGACGCUACCGUCAGCAAAGCAGCCCCAGAGCACCUUCACCCCCAGCCCGCUCCAUUCCAUGGCCGCCUCCCUCCCGGGCACUCCCCCGUGCUCCCCCCCGUCCUCCCCGCAUCGGCACCCCAGCACACUCACACGGAAGCACACUUGCGGCCAGCACGGCGUCCCCAGCCGGCCGCCCAGCCCUGGCGGCAGCCCUCCCAACCCUGAGGGCAGCCUCUUCGAGUCCUCCGACCUGGCUGACGAGGAGGUCCGUCACAUCAACAGCUCGGCCAAAGACUGGGGAGGGGAGCACUCGGACGCUGGGAGCCGCUCGACUUCGCCGUUCAUCUCCCCGGCCCCGUCUCCGGUGCCCCUCAAGAACUGCAGCACAACCAGCCUCUCCAGGAGCAGCAGCAAGGAGAAGGACUUGAAGAAGUUUUACAGCAUCGAUACGAAGGGCUUCCUCAACAAGCCCAGCUGGGCAGACGACCAAAGGCGACACUCCAUUGAGAUCUGCCCCUCCAUCAGCGAUGGGGACUGUAGCUUUGAGGACCCUGCUGAGGAAAAGCAGCGGUCCCCUGCCCACAUCCAGAUGGAGUCCGAGUACAUCCAUGGAGCCCGGAGGAAGAAGAAGAUGAGCCCGCCCUGCAUUUCUAUAGAUCCUCCCAUGGAGGACGACGGCGGGGCGGCCUCGCGCACCAAACCCUCCGAGAACAGCAUGCUGCGGCGAAGGACCCCAUCCUGCGAGUUCCCGGCUUACAGAGAGUCCCUGGAGCUCGCGGAGAACCAGCCCGGGGAGCCGGCCUCCAAAGCGGAGCGCCGGGGCCAGCCCCCGUGCCGCGGGGAGCACCUGACCAUCCCCAACUUCUCCUUUGAGCAGUUGGACGGCAGCUCCUUGAGCAGCCUCUCGGAUCUCCUGGACAGCGGUCAGUCCAUGCCGGGCUCCGUGGACUCCCGGCCGGACCCCGCCGCCUCCGAACUGAAAAAGCCGGAUCACUUAAAAACUCAAUGGAGCAACGCGGAGAAAAGCAAAGAGCUCCUGGGCAUUGCUAAGAGCCCCCUCCAGAAGCAGGACUUGGUCCCAGUGACUGUUGCAACAGAAGAAGACAUCGAUGACCCAGUAUAGCUUUCUGGGAGGGGGGAGCGGGGGGGUCUCAAGGGCUUGACACCAAUGUGGGUUUCCAAACCGAAGGGACUGAGUGGCCACAGGGACGGGGGUGGCUGCUCGCUGGGGUUUUUUUCCUUUCUCGCAGUCACUUGUUCUUAAGCGCUGUGGAGGUUUGCAGAAAA
Molecule: messenger RNA, 7339 nt
Organism: Chroicocephalus ridibundus (black-headed gull)
Lineage: Eukaryota; Metazoa; Chordata; Aves; Charadriiformes; Laridae
Gene: CACNA1H
Product: calcium voltage-gated channel subunit alpha1 H
Exons: 34
Coding region: 15-7175 (2386 amino acids)
Biological process (GO): calcium ion import; positive regulation of calcium ion-dependent exocytosis; membrane depolarization during action potential
Cellular component (GO): voltage-gated sodium channel complex; neuron projection; voltage-gated calcium channel complex
Molecular function (GO): low voltage-gated calcium channel activity; voltage-gated sodium channel activity
Source: RefSeq, a predicted model, not a curated record